Messenger RNA from Penicillium macrosclerotiorum, 951 nucleotides. RefSeq lists its product as uncharacterized. Gene Ontology annotation, molecular function: phosphoric diester hydrolase activity. The transcript has 6 exons. Bases 1 to 951 code for a protein of 316 amino acids. The record is from RefSeq and is a predicted model, not a curated record. NCBI's taxonomy places the organism in Eukaryota, Fungi, Ascomycota, Eurotiomycetes, Eurotiales, Aspergillaceae. Gene Ontology annotation, biological process: lipid metabolic process.
AUGAUAUAUCCUAUUGUCUGGUUGAUUGCCGUGGUUACAGCGCUGUCGGGCGCAGACCCGGUGAUCGGCUCCAUCACAUCCAGUCUGCAAAGUAUCCUUAAGAAUACGCAUGGCAGCAAGGAUUAUGGGUAUCCGACUGAUGUUACCCGUGAUCUGCUCCCAAUCCCGGUGCAUUCCCAUAACGAUUAUUGGAGAGAAAAGCCCUUCUAUACCGGGCUAUCAAAAGGCUGCACUUCUACCGAAGCCGAUGUGUGGCUAUACAAUGGCACCCUUUAUGUCGGUCAUGACCAAUCUGCUUUGACACACGAACGUACCCUAGAAGCUCUCUAUAUCAACCCGAUCUUAGAAAUCUUGGAGUGGCAAAAUCCCAAGAGCCCCUUUGUAACUUCACCUACCAAAAAUGGCGUUUGGGACACCGUCCCUGACCAAACACUAUACUUCUUCAUUGAUGUGAAAACAUCUGGACAUGAGACAUUCCAAGCUGUCAUUGAGGCUCUAGAACCUCUUCGUGAGAAGGGGUAUCUCACAACACUCAGGGGUGGCAAGACACUGACCACUGGGCCUGUGACGAUCAUUGGAACGGGCGAUACUCCAUUGGAUAUGGUUGCUCCUGUUCCAGACCGUGACUAUUUCUUUGACGCACCUCUUGCAGAGCUCAAAGAUCCAAAAUAUGCUAGUAUCACGGGCCUUGUCUCUCCUAUCGCAUCAACCGACUUUGAUAAAGCAGUCGGUGUAAUUGAACUUGAUACAGACCCCAUUCUCAACGAGAAGCAGCUAAACAGGCUUCGCGAGCAAAUUGCAAUGGCAAAAAGUCGUGGCAUCGGUGCACGCUACUGGAACACUCCCAACUGGCCAGUUCGCCAAAGAAACUUGGUUUGGAGAACACUGCUACGUGAGGGGGUCACCCUCCUCAAUGCAGAUGAUCUGGAUGCUGUCACUGCAUACUUCUAG